Loxodonta africana (African savanna elephant) is the source of this 768-nucleotide messenger RNA. RefSeq names its product voltage-dependent N-type calcium channel subunit alpha-1B-like. NCBI's taxonomy places the organism in Eukaryota, Metazoa, Chordata, Mammalia, Proboscidea, Elephantidae. The record is from RefSeq and is a predicted model, not a curated record. The transcript is spliced from 3 exons. Bases 1 to 768 code for a protein of 255 amino acids.
AUGCUGACUUCCCCCUCCCUGGGCAGCUCAGCAGCGCCCAGCCGGGAGCGAAGGCAGGAGCGAGGCCGCUCACAGGAGCGCAGGCAGCAUUCCUCCUCAUCCUCAGAGAAGCAGCGCUUCUACUCCUGCGACCGCUUUGGCAGCCGUGAGCCUGCACCACCCAGGCCCCCGCUUGGCAGCCAACCCACAUCACCCACCGCCGCACCGGAGCCAGGGCCUCACAGACAGGGUAGUGGUUCAGUUAAUGGGAGCCCCUUGCUGUCAACAUCUGGUGCUAGCACCCCAGGCCGAGGUGGGCGGAGGCAGCUCCCCCAGACCCCCCUGACCCCCCGACCCAGCAUCACCUACAAGACUGCCAACUCCUCACCCAUUCACUUCGCCGGGGUCCAGACCAGCCUCCCUGCCUUCUCCCCUGGCCGGCUCAGCCGAGGCCUCUCCGAGCACAACACACUGCUCCAGAGAGACCCCCUCAGCCAGCCACUGGCACCCAGCUCUCGAAUUGGCUCCGACCCAUAUCUGGGGCAGCGCCUGGACAGCGAGGCCUCCCGGCCCCCGCCGGAAGACACGCUCACCUUCGAGGAGGCCGCGGCCACCAACUCGGGCCGCUCCUCCAGGACUUCCUACGUGUCCUCGAUGACCUCCCAGCCACAUCCCCUCCGCCGUGUGCCCAAUGGCUACCACUGCACGCUGGGGCUCAGCGUGGGCCCCACACCAGGCGGCCGGGCACGGCACAGCUACCACCACCCCGACCAAGACGACUGGUGCUAG